CGCGACGCGGGCUCGCGGGAAGCCGGCAACAUGGCGGGCCGGCCUACGGCCUCCGCCUCGCAGCCGCUGGACCCGGACGGAGCGGCGCCCAAUGUGGUGGCGCGAGUCUCGAAAUGGGCGGACGACCACCUGCGCCUCGUCCGGAACAUCAGCACCGUAAUGGCCAUAGCUGGAAUAAUGUUACUUCUAAGAAGUAUUCGGAUGACAUCAAAAUUUACAAGUUCUUCAGAUAUUCCAGUAGAAUUUAUAAGAAGGAAUGUUAAACUACGUGGACGAUUACGCCGAAUAACUGAGAAUGGUUUAGAAAUUGAGCAUAUUCCCAUUGCUUUACCUAUUAUAACUUCAUGGAAAAAAGAGCCAUGUGGUGUUUUGCUGGUUAAGCUGGCAGGAGUAGAACUCACUGAAACCGGGAAGGUGUGGUUACAAAAAGAGUUAAAACCUUCCCAGCUGGUAUGGUUUCAACUUCUUGCAAAGGAGAAUUCAGCACUUAUUUGCUAUCUUCUAGUGAAUAAGGGUAGAUAUUUUAGUGUGAGUCUGAAUGAAGAAAUUUUGAGAAGAGGCCUUGGCAAAACUGUUCUUGUUAAAGGGCUAGAUUAUGAUUCUAAAAUCUAUUGGACAAUUCACAGAAACUUACUUAAAGCUGAAUUAACAGCGUUAAAAAAAGGAGAAGGAAUAUGGAAGGAAGAAUAUGAAAAAGAAAGUUAUUUGGAAAAAUUGAAAGGCUCCUGGAGAGAAAUAUGGAAAAAAGACAAUUAUUUAAAAAAAAUUGGAUCAGAUUUCAAUUUGAAAAAUGAAAGUUAUUAUGACAAACUUAGAAGGACUUAUGAAACAUGGAAAGACCACAUAAAUAACUACUCCUUAAUACUGAAGUUCAGAGAACUUAUGAAUCGCAUACACUUUCGUAGAAAAGGGUGAAAUAUUCUAAGAGGCCUGGAGGUGACCUACUCAGAAAAGAGUAAAGUAUGUAAAUAAAUAUAUGGAUAUUGAGUUGAAACGGAAAUUCCUCCAAAUGAUCAAAGUUGCAUUCUAAUGGUAUUUAAAUAUUUAAGAGAUGAUUAUUUUAAAUGUCAUAAUCAGAAUUACUUAAGCAAAUUGUGAUUAAUAUAAUAUGCUUUCAGGAAAAAUGAAAUACUUUAUAAAGUUACCAGGAUAAAGGAUGUAUAUCUGUAAUGUUAAUAUUUGAAGACAGAGUUUAACUAUUGGACACUGUAUUAUUUUAGUUAUUUGGGGCAGCCAUAUUUAAUUUUUGUUCAACGAGAAUAUUUUGUUUACUUUUCCGGUUUUAUCAAUUUUGAUUACUUAUAAUAAAGGAACUCUAUGCAUCAUGUCUGAGGCUACUCUUUUCCCAAGUGUCUUCUAACUGUG
Messenger RNA from Panthera uncia (snow leopard), 1365 nucleotides. RefSeq names its product chromosome C2 C3orf33 homolog (gene MISO1). The transcript is spliced from 5 exons. Lineage: Eukaryota; Metazoa; Chordata; Mammalia; Carnivora; Felidae. Bases 31 to 915 code for a protein of 294 amino acids. The record is from RefSeq and is a predicted model, not a curated record.